Molecule: messenger RNA, 423 nt
Organism: Seminavis robusta
Lineage: Eukaryota; Bacillariophyta; Bacillariophyceae; Naviculales; Naviculaceae
Source: the annotation of a GenBank genome assembly
AUGGAGAUCCUUUUUGACAGUGUGGCAAUCUCCCAGUCACCUAUUCGUGUCAUGAUCACUAACAGGGAUUGCGAACGAGAGUUUGGUAGCAGGCUCACAGCCAACGAGGAUGGGAUGUGUGUGUGCGCACCUGGCACCUACGAUGUUGGAGACAUAUGCAAAGAUACUACUAUAUUCAUGAUCAUCAUAUUCAGCUGUGCGCUGGUUGUCUUCCUUGUCAUGUUCCUCGCCUUCCUCAACUACAAGAGGCAGAAGAGCGAUCAUGUGUGGCACAUUGGCAUUGACGAACUCCAGUUCGAUGAGCCUCCUGAAGUGAUUGGACAAGGUGGCUUUGGAGUCCUUGUCCCCGGGUUGUACAAGGGCACAAAUGGAAAGUCUAGCUACAAUUGGGUCUUUGCUGUCCCAAUGUCACAAGGGUCCUAA